GUUUUCUCUCGGUUAUUGCUUGUUUGAUUUCAGUCGUCGCUGCCGCCGAAGCAGCGGAGGCCUGUGAUCUUUGUGGAAGGAGAAUCUUCGUCUUCCAUGGAAGAUGAAAGCAGAAGCAGCAGCUGCUGCAAUAGUAAAACUGACGCCUCCGAAUUCGAAGAGAAGAAGCGAUGGAGAUCGGAAGACGCAAUAGCCGGAAAUCGAGCGGCACUUGAGUCUCUGAGGGAGCUCAUUGUAUUUCCCCUGCUCUACUCUCGUGAAGCUCGAAAGCUCGGCCAUAAGUGGCCAGCAGGGUUGCUUUUGUACGGUCCUCCUGGAACUGGAAAGACGAGCAUUGUUCGUGCAGUGGUUCAGGAAUCUGGUGCCCAUCUAGUUGUUAUUAGCCCACAUUCUGUCCACCGAGCACAUGCCGGGGAAAGUGAAAGAAUUUUGAGAGAGGCUUUUGGAGAUGCAUCGUCACAUUUGGAAGCAGGCAAGCCUUCAGUCGUGUUUAUAGACGAAAUGGACGCACUCUGCCCUCGUCGUGAUUCUAGGCGAGAGCAAGAUGUUCGUUUAGUCUCUCAACUUUGCGCACUAAUGGAUGCAAUCAAGCCCUCUUCCGCAUCUUCAGUGCAUGUGGCCGUGGUUGCAUCAACUAACAGGUUACUUGCUUGCUUGUUGAAUGUUGAUAUUUACUAUCAAAUAAAUUGAUGUAAAAUAAAGCAACCCGAGUUCUGUAUUUCACUGUUGAAAUCUGAGUCCAAUAUGUUGUUUGCUUUUGCUAAGAGUUGAUGCAGUGGAUCCUGCACUCAGAAGAUAUGGGCGUUUUGAUAAUGAAGUAGAAGUUAUGGCACCUACAGAAGAGGAACGCUUAGAAAUCCUCCAGCUAUACACAAAGAAGUUGGUGGUGGAUAAGGACGUUGAUUUGCAAGCUGUUGCUGCUUCUUGUAGUGGAUACGUUGGGGCUGACCUGGAAGCAUUGUGCCGUGAAGCUGCCAUAUCUGCUAUUAAGUCGGCAAAUGCCAGUGGUGCUGGGGUUCUUUGCUUAACCUCAGAGGACUGGAAGCUUGCUAUGUCCAUUGUUGGUCCUAGCUUAACAAGAGGUGUUGCAGUUGAAAUCCCAAAAGUGUCAUGGGAAGAUAUUGGUGGACUAAAGGAUUUGAAGAAAAAACUCCAACAAGCUGUUGAGUGGCCGAUUAAACACCGGUCUGCAUUUUCAAGAAUGGGAAUUUCACCCAUACGUGGGGUUCUUUUGCACGGACCUCCUGGAUGCUCCAAAACUACUCUUGCUAAAGCUGCAGCUAAUGCUGCUCAAGCUUCUUUUUUCUCCUUGAGUGGUGCAGAUUUAUUUUCCAUGUAUGUUGGAGAGGGCGAAGCAUUGUUGCGCAGUACAUUCCAAAGAGCUCGUGUGGCAGCUCCGAGCAUAAUAUUCUUUGAUGAGGCUGAUGUUGUGGCUGGUAAACGAGGUGACAGUUCAAGUAACUCGUCCACUGUAGGGGAGAGGCUUUUAUCUACUCUACUGACUGAAAUGGACGGUCUGCAGCAAGCAGAAGGCAUCCUUGUAUUGGCGGCCACCAAUCGUCCGCAUGCCAUAGAUGCUGCACUGAUGCGCCCCGGACGCUUUGAUUUGGUGUUGUAUGUGCCGCCACCUGAUAAGGAGGCUCGACUCGAGAUCCUCCAUGUUCACACACGAAACAUGAGCAUCGAUGACGAUGUCGACCUCAGAACAAUAGCAGAGAAAACCGAGCUCUUCACAAGUGCCAAACUGGAAGGCCUAUGUCGAGAAGCUGGGAUCGUAGCUCUGCGGGGAAGUAUAUCCACUGCUGUUGUCUGCAACCAUCAUUUUCAGACGGCGCUGAGUUCCUUAAAACCAGCUCUGACAAGAGCUGAUAUAGAGGAGUAUUCAUCGUUCAUGAAGAUGCAGCAGAGCAUGUCAUCACCUCUGGGCGGGACUGGAUCAGCUGCGGCUGUUGUUGACAACAGCAUUGGGAAAAUGAAGGGACCUUUCAGUUCUCUUACAAAUUUGACUAAAGUUGGUGUACUGAGUGUUUUGGUUUUAGUUGCUGCUAGAUAUUUGAAGUUUCAUAUGAAGAUAGCCGGGGUGGAGGUAUCUGCCACAUGAACACUAUCUUCUUAUUUAUCUUUAACCUCUUUUAUUCGGUGGAAAAGAAAACAAGUGUAUUUCUUUUCCUUAUCAUUAAGAAGAGAUGUCAAGAAAGAAGCAAAACAAGGUUGGGAUAGCCACUUUCAACCCAACUUUUUUUCCUAAUCACUUCAUUGAUUCUCCUUGCUUCUUCUCCUUACUUUGUUUUAUGUUUCAUGGACUGUACUCAUACACUGGUCUUCCAUCUAAUGGCUGAGUCGGUCUUGC
Messenger RNA from Linum tenue, 2350 nucleotides. NCBI's taxonomy places the organism in Eukaryota, Viridiplantae, Streptophyta, Magnoliopsida, Malpighiales, Linaceae. The record is from the annotation of a GenBank genome assembly.